UUAGUGUGUAAAUAAUCAUUUGGAUAACAUGGAAGAUAACAUUAAAAUUGAAAAAGAAUUAAAUAUAGAAUUAGUAACAGUUAAAGAAGAAAUAUUUGAAGAUAAUGACCCAAUGAUACCAGAAUUAGUAAUUAAAGAAGAAAUACUUGAAGAAAGUGACACAAAGAUAAAAGAAGAAAUACUUGAAGAAAAUGUUCUAAACGAAUAUGAAAGAAGUCAUUUUAAUGAAGACUUUUCGACGGUCAAACACGACAAUAUUAAACUUGAAAAUACAGGAAUAAUAAAGGAUGAAAUAUUAGAUGAAAAUGAUUUGGAAGAUCAACAAAUUCUCGCUAAAGAAGAACUUUAUAAAUGUAAUGUUUGCGGUAAAACAUUUACACAGCAAACUAGUUUCAUUCGACAUAAUCUAAUAUUUCAUCAUAGUGUACAAAGACCAUUUUCCUGUGAAGCUUGUGAUAUGGGAUUUUUUCGUGAAAGUGAUUUUAUUCGACAUAAACAAAUUCAUAUUGAAGAAAAGCCUUUUUCUUGUGAAUUAUGUGAUAAAACCUUUAAUCACCACGGAAAUUUAAUUGCACAUAUACGAACUCACACCGGAGAAAAACCAUUUUCAUGUGAAAUUUGUGGUAAAAAAUUUGCUCGAAAUUCUCAUGUGACUAUACACAGGCGAACCCAUACAGGAGAAAGACCGUUUUCAUGUGAAUUUUGUGAUAAAACAUUUACUCGACAUAACAGUUUAAAUGAACAUAAACGAAUGCAUACAGGUGAAGGACUAUUUCCAUGUGAUGUUUGCAAUAAAAAAUAUACUCUGAAAAAGAGUUUAAUUCGACAUCAAAUAAUUCACACGGGGGAAAAGCCUUUCUCAUGUGAUAUUUGUGAUAGAAUAUUCGCUCGGAAAUAUGAUUUAUUUAAACAUCAAGUAACUCAUAAUAGAGAGCAAAAAUUUGAAUGUGAUGUUUGUGGUAAAACAUUUACGCGACAAACCAGUUUAAAUAUACAUAAAAGAACCCACACUGGAGAAGGACUUUUUCAAUGUGAUGUUUGUGAUAAAACAUUCACUCGGAAAUACGAUUUAAUAAAACAUAAAAUCAUUCAUACUGGAGAAAAACCUUUUUCAUGCGAUGUUUGUGAUAAAAAAUUUGCUCGAAAUGAUGAUUUGAUUAAACAUAGAGUCAUUCACACCGGAGAAAAAUCUUUUUCAUGUGAACAUUGUGAUAAAACAUUUACUUGGAGAAAUCAAUUGACUCGACAUAAACUCAUUCAUAGUGGGGAGAAAGAUGUAUUAUAUUAAGUUGGUGAUUUUUACGAAACAUUUACGAAAAA
Messenger RNA from Chrysoperla carnea, 1320 nucleotides. RefSeq names its product gastrula zinc finger protein XlCGF52.1-like. NCBI's taxonomy places the organism in Eukaryota, Metazoa, Arthropoda, Insecta, Neuroptera, Chrysopidae. The record is from RefSeq and is a predicted model, not a curated record. The coding region runs from base 29 to 1288 and encodes 419 amino acids. The transcript has a single exon.